This is a messenger RNA of Elephantulus edwardii (Cape elephant shrew), 729 nucleotides long. Its product is annotated as transmembrane protein 174-like. The transcript is spliced from 2 exons. The record is from RefSeq and is a predicted model, not a curated record. The coding region runs from base 1 to 729 and encodes 242 amino acids. NCBI's taxonomy places the organism in Eukaryota, Metazoa, Chordata, Mammalia, Macroscelidea, Macroscelididae.
AUGGAGCGAGGUGCCAGCCACGUUGAGGACUUCCCUCUCAACGUGUUCUCGGUCACCCCCUACACCCCCAGCACUGCUGACAUGCAGGUGUCCGAUGAUGACAAGGCAGGGGCCACCCUGCUCUUCUCCGGCAUCUUCCUGGGACUCGUGGGGAUCACCUUCACCAUCAUGGGCUGGAUCAAAUACCAAGGCGUCUCCCACUUUGAAUGGACCCAGCUCCUGGGGCCCAUCCUGCUGUCAGUUGGGGUCACCUUUAUCCUGAUUGCUGUGUGCAAAUUCAAAAUGCUCUCCUGUCAGUUGUGCAAGGAAACUGAGGAAAGGGGCCUGGACUUGGAACAGACACCAAGUGGACAAUCGUUUGUUUUCACCGGCAUCAACCAACCCAUCACCUUCCAUGGGGCUACCGUGGUCCAGUAUAUCCCACCUCCAUACGGUUCUCAGGAGCCCAUCGGGAUGAAUGCCGCCUAUCUGCACCCAGUGGUCAACCCAUGUGGUCUUAUUCCUCCUGGAGGGCCAGGGGCUGGCACGCCAAAUCCUCCACAGUACUACACCAUCUACCCUCAGGACAACACCGCAUUUGUUGAUGAGAAUUACGCUUCUUACGUGGAUGGUGGGAAUGACAGGACAAGCCCUUAUGCAGAGCAGCUAGAAGAGACACAGCUGGAAGACGAGACCUGUGCCUGCUUCUCUCCUCCCCCCUAUGAGGAAAUAUACUCAGUCCCUCGCUAG